This is a messenger RNA of Thyridium curvatum, 1959 nucleotides long. RefSeq lists its product as uncharacterized. Lineage: Eukaryota; Fungi; Ascomycota; Sordariomycetes; Thyridiales; Thyridiaceae. Bases 1 to 1959 code for a protein of 652 amino acids. The transcript has a single exon. The record is from RefSeq and is a predicted model, not a curated record.
AUGGAGCCAACCAAGCGACGACUCUUGGGUGACGGCAGCUUUAUCGAGAUCGCGCAGGCGGAGAAACAAGAGAUUCGCCCAUCCAGAGCCAACCCGAACAAUGUCACCUGGCAACUGGUCAACUCGAGGAAUGGCGACGAGGAGAUGCAGACUGUUAUCAACAAGUUUGGUGACAUGAGACUGAUCACGCCGCCAUCUCAGCUUGAGUCGCUGCCGACAGAGAUCUUGCACAAGAUCCUGUCGCAUAUUAUCCCCGUGGACAAAGACGACUCAACAGACCUGAGCUGCCCAGAGAGCCGCGAGGCCUUUUAUCGCCUGUGCCUAGUGUCGAGACGCAUUUCUUCGGUGGCAUACCCGUUCAUGUACAAGAACGUGGCUAUCAAGAACCAGCAUAGCCUGACCCGCCUGGCCAGACAGGUCAUCCAGAACCCAGGCCUGCGGCCCCUGAUCCGAAGCCUCGUUGUUCGCUACGUGCUGUGCGAGACACCAGGAAAUACCGAUCAGUACUACCACCUGAAACAGGUUCUUAGCACCACGCACAGCUUCUCCCGACCUCCCGAGAGUUUUCGCGAGGCCAGGCUGCGGCGCUUUGUACAGGAGCUCUCCAACGACCGGAGACCUUGCUUAGACUAUCACCAUGCAGUCGUCUUUCUCCUGCUGCAUUACCUGCCGCAACUGGAGUGCAUCCGCCUUCAAACGCGGCCGCCCACUUGGCCGGCCGGCCUGCCCUGGCUGAGGUGGUUCUGGAGGCGUUUCUGGCAACAGAUGACCUGCGAGACUGUGGGACCGGACCGAUAUGUCCAGCUCCCUUCUGCCAUGAUCGCUGCCCACCAGGGGAUCAUGGCACUGGCACAGAAUCGGACCAGGGGCACCAAGCGGCGGGCUGUUGGUGACGAUAGUGGGUCUUCAGAGAACGCCGCCGUUCUGAUGCCCAUUAUCAAGAAGCUCAUCUUCGACUGGGACUGGCCGGCACACUCGGCCUGGAGGCAGAAUGACACCGCAGUAUUCGACCUGAGUCCAUCCCUCUCCAGCCAGCCUGCAGAGCCCCUCGGAAACCGGGUAACCUCGCUAGACAUCUUGAUGGAGCACCCAAACACCUUCACGAGACUGUCCGAAGUCCUCGUCGACAACGAGGUCAUGAAGCACCUGCGCCUCCGCACUGACGGCAUCGCCUGCUUCCAUCUCCAGCCGUAUUUCUGGCAAGUCAAGAUCCCCAUGGACGGGACAAAGCCCAACGAGCUGCUGAAGAAGUGGACAAGAUCGCUCCGCACUCUGCGCCUGGACCUGUUGCUCGACCAGCGGGCCUCCAUCUACAUGUUCGGUUCACCCCGGGACGCCCACCUGACCAGCGUGCGGCUGUUGGACAACCUCACCGACCUGACGAUAACCCUGCAGCAGUUAUUCCGCCGGCCGCAGGCAAUGGAGGAACUACUCCAGUCCGCCGCCGAGGCCGACCAAUCCUCGGAAGGGUCGUCCUCGGGCGACCUGGUCGAUCCUCCUGGGGGCGGGCCCCCGUCGCACGACCUGGUCAAUCCUCUCGUGGUCCGGUUCCCCAAGUCCCUCGUCAACCUCACCCUGAUCGACUGGUGGAGCUGCCGCAUCCUGCCCGACCGCCGCCGCUGGGGCCGAUUUCGGAGCAGCAGGCAGGACAAGGAGCUCAUGGGCGACCUGCUCCGCUGCAUGGCGCGCCGGCUGAGCAAGACGACGACGCACCCGCACCCGCGCCUGCGCACCGUCACCGCGGUCGCCGUGUGGCCCUACCGCGUCAAGGCCUGGGGCAACGAGAUGCACUGGGCGUACGGCGUGUCGCCCGAGGAGUACGCCUGCGCGCUGCACCUUGGUGCCGACGUCAAGUUCACGCUGCUGAUGCGCAAGAUCAACGUAGGCAGGGAUUUCGGGCUGCGGGACGACGGCCGCGACCGGGAGGACGAUGACGUCCGGGAUGUGGACAUGGGUUGA